CAUCAUUUCUUUUUUCACUGCUAAUCAAUAACGAUGUCUUUAAAUCUUGCAGGAAAGAAGUUCUUGGUCACAGGUGCAAGCCGUGGAAUCGGUCGGGCUCUCUCGAAGACUUUAAGUGAACAAGGAUGUAAAGUUUAUGCUUUAAGUCGUACACAGGAGACAUUGGAUACUUUGGCGAAAGAAAACACGAACAUACACACGAUUCAAGCAGACGUUAGUAAUUGGGACGAAUUGAAAGACAAACUUGCUGGUAUUGAAGUUCUCGAUGGUUUAGUAAAUAAUGCCGCCCUAACAGAGGAAAUAUCAGGCCCUGUAUUGGAUGUUUCUAAAGAGUUUUUACAAAAGAGUUUCCAAACAAAUCUAUUUGCGUCAAUAAACACAACACAGAUUAUAGGAAAGAAAAUGGUUGCUGCUAAAAAGCCAGGAUCGAUUGUGAAUGUGUCUAGUGUAUUUUCUCUACAGAGUUUCCCACAUCAUUUAGCUUACGAUUCAUCGAAGGCAGCUCUUGAUAUGGUCACGAAGCAGUUUGCUUUGGAGUUAGGACCGUAUAAUAUACGGGUAAACAGUAUUAAUCCAACUCUUGUUAUGACUGAGAAUGUGAAAAAGUUUAUUAAAGAGUUGUCACCAUUCGAUGAACUUAUUAUCGGCAAGACACCAUUGGGGCGACUCCCAGAGAUGAAAGAAGUAAUUUUCCCAAUGCUAUAUCUCCUCAGUGACUUGUCGUCUUGUGUUUCUGGAACAACACACAUCGUAGAUGGAGCAAUGAUGUCAUCUUUUGUAACAAAAUUCUAGUGUAGUUUAACUGUGAUUCAUUCUUGAUGGUUCCUGUCAUAAACACACAGACACAGUCAAUGAAAUAAACAUAAAAAUGACAUUUUAAAGCUUUAUUAGCAAGCACAGCAGGACAUGUUUUACCGCGUGUGAUUUCUUUAUCUUUAAGACAUACUUGUACUUUUUAUACUGUCUAAUAAAUUAUAAUAGAUAAUGACCAA
This is a messenger RNA of Ruditapes philippinarum (Manila clam), 992 nucleotides long. Its product is annotated as L-xylulose reductase-like. The transcript has a single exon. The record is from RefSeq and is a predicted model, not a curated record. Gene Ontology annotation, biological process: xylulose metabolic process; glucose metabolic process. Gene Ontology annotation, molecular function: L-xylulose reductase (NADPH) activity; carbonyl reductase (NADPH) activity. Bases 34 to 792 code for a protein of 252 amino acids. Lineage: Eukaryota; Metazoa; Mollusca; Bivalvia; Venerida; Veneridae.